Messenger RNA from Calidris pugnax (ruff), 2580 nucleotides. RefSeq names its product activin A receptor type IC (gene ACVR1C). Gene Ontology annotation, molecular function: activin receptor activity, type I; ATP binding. The record is from RefSeq and is a predicted model, not a curated record. Gene Ontology annotation, biological process: nervous system development; cellular response to growth factor stimulus; activin receptor signaling pathway. Bases 73 to 1410 code for a protein of 445 amino acids. The transcript is spliced from 8 exons. Gene Ontology annotation, cellular component: plasma membrane; activin receptor complex. NCBI's taxonomy places the organism in Eukaryota, Metazoa, Chordata, Aves, Charadriiformes, Scolopacidae.
AAGUGCGUGUGCCAGCUGUGCGAGCACACCAACUUCACCUGCCAGACGGAGGGUGCCUGCUGGGCCUCCGUCAUGCUGACCAACGGACGGGAGGAGGUGAUCAAGUCCUGUGUCUCUCUCCUGGAGCUCAACGCCCAGGUCUUCUGCCACAGCUCCAAGAACAUCACAAAGACCGAGUGCUGCUACACCGACUUCUGCAACAACAUCACCCUCCGCCUGCCCGUGGCGUCGGAGUCUCCGGGCAGAGCCAGUGCAGAACCAGUGGUGCUGGCGCUGACGGUGGCGGUGCCAGUCUGUGUCCUCUCCUUGGUGGCAGUGCUGGUGGCCUGCACCCACCGGCACCGGCGAUGCGCCCGCCACUGCACCAGGCAGCCCAACGUGGAGGAGCCCCUCUCCGAGUGCAACCUGGUCAACUCUGGGAAGACCCUGAAGGACCUCAUCUACGACAUGACGACCUCCGGCUCCGGCUCUGGUUUGCCUCUCCUCGUACAGCGAACCAUCGCGAGGACUAUUGUCCUGCAGGAAAUUGUAGGAAAGGGCCGAUUUGGCGAAGUCUGGCGUGGAAAAUGGUGCGGGGAAGACGUAGCUGUGAAAAUCUUCUCCUCCAGAGACGAGCGGUCCUGGUUCCGGGAGGCGGAAAUCUACCAGACGGUUAUGCUGCGGCACGAGAACAUCCUGGGCUUCAUCGCUGCCGACAACAAGGAUAACGGGACGUGGACGCAGCUGUGGCUUGUCUCUGAGUACCACGAGCAAGGGUCCCUGUUCGACUACCUGAACAGAGGGACGGUGACGGUGGAAGGCAUGGUCCGGCUGGCGCUCUCGGUGGCCAGUGGUCUGGCACACCUCCACAUGGAGAUCGUCGGCACACAAGGAAAGCCAGCCAUCGCGCACCGGGACCUGAAAUCCAAGAACAUCCUGGUGAAGAGGAACGAAACCUGCGCCAUCGCAGACCUGGGCCUGGCGGUGAAGCACGACUCGGUCCUCAACACCAUCGACAUCCCCCAGAACCCCCGGGUGGGCACCAGGAGGUAUAUGGCUCCUGAGAUACUUGAUGAUGUGAUGAACAUGAACAUCUUCGAGUCCUUCAAACGUGCAGACAUCUACUCUCUGGGGCUGGUGUACUGGGAGAUAGCCCGGAGGUGCUCCGUUGGAGGAAUCACCGAGGAAUACCAGUUGCCUUACUAUGAUGUUGUGCCUUCUGAUCCUUCGAUAGAAGAUAUGAGAAGGGUAGUUUGUGAGCAGAAGCUCAGACCAAAUAUUCCAAACCAGUGGCAAAGCUGUGAGGCGCUGCGGGCCAUGGGCCGGGUGAUGCGGGAGUGCUGGCACCCCAACGGGGCGGCGCGGCUCACCGCCCUGCGGGUGAAGAAGACCGUGUCCCAGCUCUGCCUGCAGGAGGACUCCAAAGCCUGAGCCAGCUCCCCGGAGGAGGAGGGGAACGAAUCCUUCUGUUCUGUCUUGUAACGUGUGAUAGUAUUUUUAUUUUUUUGGUCUACCUCACAUCGCGCGGUUCAGUAUUUGAGUGCCCGGACCAGAGCACUGACAUCCAGCUUCGCCUUUGGCCACUGGGAAGGGCAGCUUUGACUCGCAGUUCGUGUUUUAUACAGCAGGUCGGUGACUUGCUUCGGUUUUUUAAAGUUAAUUAGAGACUAGGGUGAUUGCAGAAAGGAGCCUAACCCCCACGGUGGUGUAGGUGUGACAACACCUUUCGCUGUGGCGCUUCGUAUCCCAGUCAAACUCCAAACGAGCUGGCCGUGGCUGGUACUGGUUAAAGCCUGUUCGCAAGAGAAACCACACCUUUUAUCCUCAAACCAAGUAAAAGGCCAAAUUUAAUCAAGCUUUUUUUCAUAUUUUUGCGCAGGAAUCUGAAAAGGGGCUGUCAGUAAAAAGCAUUUUUAAAACCUAUAUUUAUACCUAAGCAAAUAUAAAAAGAUGAAAGGUCCACUGGGCAUGUAUAUUGUGAACAAAAGCAUCCAGUCGGGUUUUUUAUUAACUUUUAUUUUUAUUGUCUUGAUUUCGUGUACAAUAUUGUAGUUUAGGAUUUGGAGUUCUUUUGCUCUGUUCAUUUGCUCAUUGAACUACCCAUCAAGGGACAAUUUUUAACAGUUAGUAGGAAAAAAUAAUAGAGGCAAUACUUUUCCAAUUGAUCUGUAGGGGUGGAAUGGGAGAAAUUCUACUCAAACUGAGAAAGUAUAUAUUUUUUUAAAAAGCAACUUGCCAAUCUGUCAGUGGUAACUUUUUUUUUUUCUAGUGCCUUUUGCUGUGUUGGGGAAAGCUUUAACAAAAGCAUUUAACAAAAUGGGUUCUUGGGAAACAGUUGAAACCCAGCAGAAAGGUCGGUCUCUCCUGGCAGUGCCAUGGGGUCUGGGGACGCCGGUGCCACCGGGAGCUGCAGAGCCCCGACCCCAGCACCUGGUGUGUCAGGACAUGAACGCCCUUCCUACCCCCCUGGCGUUUGGCACUCAGAAUUAAUGUGUCAGACACCCCUGUGCUCUGGAGUGCAGCACAGAAUCACACGGGAUUGGAAGGGAUCUCUGGAGAUCAUCCAGUUCAACCCCCUGCCAGAGCAGGUCCCACCCAGAG